AUGAUCUCACUCAUCACCCUCAUUCCCAGCGUUUUGGCGCUCUGUGGCUUUGUCCACGCCGCUCCCGCAACCCCCGGUCUAGCCCUCGACGAUGUUGAUGAUUUCACCAUUGUUCCCGUCUACUGGGAACUUCCCGUCAAGCCCGACGACCCCAACGGCGCCACGGUGACUGUCGAGGGCACCAUCCAGCAGGCCAUCGCCAAGAUGGACACUGACUACCCCGGCUGGAACCAGACGUUCCAAGCCGGACUGGGUGAUGUUAGUUACGUUAGCGCUUCGCUGGCUGCGCUGGUUGCCCUGGAAGACCCGACAUAUGACUGCAAGAUCAAGACGGACAUGGCCAACAUCUUGGCCAUCAAGUGGGGCAUCCACUAUCUGCGUGCCAUCCCGGGCAAGGCCAAGAAUGGGCCUGGACCCAAGAACUGCGGGCGUGUUAGCUGCUCGUGGGACUCUGCUAUCUAUUGGUGCAAUGAGGAUUCUUCCGGAGACAAGGAACUUUAUUGGGGCCAGAUUGCCGACCUGGCUCAGGGUAUUCUCGACAACUGCGCGGGAUUGACCAAGGUGAAGGGGCAAGGGACAUACAAGGAUGACAAGUGGAGCGUGGUUGUUCGUUUUCCCAAGAGCAGCGAGGGCAAUUGCUAGUCGAGGUUAUCGCUGCCCUCAAGACACAAGAUGUGGGAUUCGGCGAUGAUCUGUGAUCCGCGGUUGGUAGUCUGAAAUAAAAUGAUUUCAGAGCUGAACUUCUGCCGCAAAACUACGGACCGUUUGCUAAGGAUGUUUAAACCGCAACCGUAAUAACGAAGAG
Molecule: messenger RNA, 805 nt
Organism: Podospora pseudocomata
Lineage: Eukaryota; Fungi; Ascomycota; Sordariomycetes; Sordariales; Podosporaceae
Exons: 3
Coding region: 1-642 (213 amino acids)
Source: RefSeq, a predicted model, not a curated record